AUGAUGUUAGAGUCCACUAUUAUGGGUACAUAUGAAAAAGAAACUAGAGUUCAGCAUUCCAACGGUGUACGAUGGAGACUGAUAACAACAAUAAUUCUUGCUGCUAUCGCACUUGUUGCCUUUUGUGCUAGUCUACUGUCACUGUCACUGUCACUGUCACUGUCAUUAUCAUUGCCAACUGAACAAUUGGCUCCAAAUAUUAAAGCUUUUUCUAGUCGGUUUCUGAAUUUGAAGAGUGAUGUUAGUGCUCAUCACAAGCCAUGUCAUGAAACUGACAAUGAAUCGAGUGAUGAAAACUCGAGAUUGGGAAGUGGAGAAAAAGUCAAAGUAAUCAAAACUGAUGACUACCAGCACCACGACCACGACCACGACCACAAAGAACAACAAGAACAAAAAGAACAGCAACAAGUGGAACAAGCUAGAAAAAGGGAUGAUACUGAAAACAAAAAAGACGAAAAAAGUUCCACGAAAUCUGAAAGCACUGCUAGCUCAACAAAUUCCGAGACCAAAUCGGCUUCAAAAACAUCCAGCACCUCAAAGGCUUCAGAAACUACAUCUUCCAAGACUAAGAAGGACUCAUCAACAUCCACCAACUCAGAACCAACAUCUUCAUCCAGUUCAACAUCAACAUCCAAACCUACUCCAGCCUAUGACCAGCCAGGUGUCAGGUUUGUGUUUGUGCUAUUUGGAGUGAUAUUCCUCAACAUGGUUGCAAUUUGCAUCCACCAUAUUUACCAAAAAGUCACAAGAUCGCAAAACCUAUAUAGAAACUUUGAGGAUGAAAAGUCUCCAUUUUAA
Molecule: messenger RNA, 798 nt
Organism: Lodderomyces elongisporus
Lineage: Eukaryota; Fungi; Ascomycota; Pichiomycetes; Serinales; Debaryomycetaceae
Exons: 1
Coding region: 1-798 (265 amino acids)
Source: RefSeq, a predicted model, not a curated record